CGCAAGAGACAGUGGGAGAAGCAGAUAAAGAGAGGCUGAGAUAAGACAAUCAGAGUGGAGGACAGUGUUCAGCUGAGAUCGCCUUUCCCAACAACAGAAGAAACCUGUGCAUGACAACCAACAAGAGAAGACAAGAGAAGACAAACAACAACAGAAGGAACACAGAAAUAUAGAAGUAGUAAAAUGUCUCUAGUUGGUGCCCUGCCUUUCUUGAAACCUUGCCUAUCGCCCUCUGUUUCGCCUGGGCGCCAAAGAAGACAUACUCUACCGGCAAGUGAGUUCCGACCACUCAACACACAAGAUGCCAUCAGUGUGUUUGAAAUCGAGAGGGAGGCCUUUAUCUCAGUGUCUGGAGACUGCCCCCUACACCUUGAUGAGGUGCGUCAUUUCCUCACACUCUGUCCAGAGCUGUCCAUGGGCUGGUUUGAGGAGGGCAGACUUGUAGCCUUUAUCAUCGGGUCCCUGUGGGACCAGGAAAGACUUACUCUAGACGCUCUUACUCUUCACAAGCCCAAAGGUACCACAGUUCACAUCCAUGUGCUGGCGGUCCACCGAACCUUUCGGCAGCAGGGCAAGGGCCCCAUUCUGAUGUGGCGCUACCUGCAGUAUCUGCGGUGCCUGCCCAACGUCCGCCGCGCGGUCCUCAUGUGCGAGGACUUCCUGGUUCCCUUCUACCAGAAAUCUGGCUUCAAGGUGCAGGGUCGCUGCUCCAUCACUGUGGCGUCGCUGACCUUCACAGAGAUGCAGUACCCCGUGAGGGGCCAUGCAUUCAUGCGCCGCAACAGUGAAGCUACUGGUGUCCCUCAAGCUACGUUAUUAUUGGACGAACAGACUCGGAAACUUCAGACUGCAUUAUUAUUGGAGGAUCCAAUUCAGAGGAUUGAGUCUACACUAUUAUUGGAGGAGCCAGCUCAGGGGAGUGAGUCUAAUUUAUUAUUGGAGGAGCCAGCUCAGGGGAGUAAGUCAGCAUUAUUAUUGGAGGAGCCAGCUCAGGGGAGUAAGUCAGCAUUAUUAUUGGAGGAGCCAGCUCAGGGGAGUAAGUCAGCAUUAUUAUUGGAGGAGCCAGCUCAGGGGAGUAAGUCAGCAUUAUUAUUGGAGGAGCCAGCUCAGGGGAGUAAGUCAGCAUUAUUAUUGGAGGAGCCAGCUCAGGGGAGUAAGUCAGCAUUAUUAUUGGAGGAGCCAGCUCAGGGGAGUAAGUCAGCAUUAUUAUUGGAGGAGCCAGCUCAGGGGAGUAAGUCUGUGUUAUUAUUGGAGGAGCCAGCUCAGGGGAGUAAGUCAGCAUUAUUAUUGGAGGAGCCAGCUCUGGGGAGUAAGUCUGUGUUAUUAUUGGAGGAGCCAGCUCAGGGGAGUAAGUCAGCAUUAUUAUUGGAGGAGCCAGCUCAGGGGAGUAAGUCUGUGUUAUUAUUGGAGGAGCCAGCUCAGGGGAGCUGCCCUAAGCCUGUUAAUGUGUAAAUAUAUUUUUACUGAGGAACAUAUUAGAAUCCUACUUUGCAGAUGAUAUCAACUAAGAUGUAAAAUAAACUGAUGUAUACAUUUAUUUAGUACAAUAUGACAUUCUUAAGUGCACACCAUACAAACAUAACUAAUGCGUGGGAGAACUAAGCUUAAUUACAAUGUUUCAAUUUUUUCCAUUUCUAAUAUGUAUUUCAUUUGUCAUUAAUUUCAAUGUUAAAUACAUUAUGAAUAUUUGAAUAAAUACAUAAUGGUGUGAUUUCUGUUUGUGUAGGAAAACAUUUUAACUAAAAUAUUGAGUUAAUCACACAUUUAAUCUGAUGGUUUAGGCUACAAGUCUGUUCCGUGACUCGGGCAGUAUUGGCUGACGUCAUGGGCUUUAGAAGCUCAACUAUGCCUCUUUAGCUCUAUUAGUGGGCAUUAGCUAUUAUAAACAUCUAGGGAUUUAUAAAGGGAUCUCCUCAUUGGGCUGGCGGUGGGACUAGUGACCUUGGGUUAGGGUUAGGGUUAGUAAAGGGUUAGGGUUAGUAAAGUGUUAGGGUUCGGUAAACAAGACUGUUUCCAUACAUCUUGAAAAGUGGACAUCACCAAUGUUAAUGCAUUUGUAUUGGAAAAGUUUUGUGUGCAUUAAUGAAAUCAAAUCAAGUAAUACAUUAUUUUAUUCAGCAAGAACUUGUAAUGCCUUUAAAGCUAAUCAUAUUCUUU
Messenger RNA from Esox lucius (northern pike), 2157 nucleotides. RefSeq lists its product as uncharacterized. The coding region runs from base 184 to 1452 and encodes 422 amino acids. Gene Ontology annotation, molecular function: aralkylamine N-acetyltransferase activity. NCBI's taxonomy places the organism in Eukaryota, Metazoa, Chordata, Actinopteri, Esociformes, Esocidae. The record is from RefSeq and is a predicted model, not a curated record. The transcript has 4 exons. Gene Ontology annotation, cellular component: cytoplasm. Gene Ontology annotation, biological process: response to light stimulus; circadian rhythm.